AGGGAAGAAAGCGGGAGGGUAGCAACAGUUGCCCCGGUGAGGACGAAGCGCCAUAGCCACGGUAGUCCUGGCGACAAGAACCAAGCAACGAGAAUCAACAACAACAACCUGAAUCUUAAAAAAUAUAAACUCUCAAAUUACAGAGGGAAACCACGGGAAAUUGGAGCGCAGCGUCUCGGCCGCGGUGAUGGCGACUUCAGGCUACGUGGAGGAUCUGCAGCAACCCUCACAGCCACAAGGGGGCAGCGUGACCAUGGCGCCCGGGCAGCACCCUGCUCCACCCCCUGCUCCGCCUUCCGCCCCUCCGCAGUUCCUUGUGGAGCUGCAGACCAACGCCGCCGCCGCCGCCACCCCCCCUCCCACGUCAACCACGCCCCCUGCCUCAGCCCCUCCCCAGCAAGUGCAGAAGAACGCGGGGGUAUUGGCCAUGCCCACGCAGCCCCCUCCCACCCAGUACGUCACCGCGGAGAUCCAGAGCGUGGCCGCGCAGCCCAGCAACGGCCAGAGCACGCCCCAGUACAUAGUGGUCACGGUCACAGAGGGUUCCCUGCACUCCAAUGACUCUGUGUCGGACUCCAGCCCCCCCCCAGCAGGGGUUCAGACGGGGGUCCCCACUCAGGUAGUGCAGCAGGUUCAGACGGCCCAGCAGAGGUCUGUGGUGCAGGCGGUGUCCCAGGCAGCCAAGACCGCACAGAGCGCCCCCCCACUGACCGUCACCAACCUGCAGCCCGUUCAUCUCAGCCAGGAGGUGCAGCAGCAGCUGCAGCAGGUGCCAGUGCAGCAUGUGUACUCCAGCCAGGUGCAGUAUGUGGAGGGUGGAGAUGCAAACUACACCACCAGCACCAUACGCUCCGGCAGCUACACUUACUCCGACAGCCCUCUCUACACCCAGACGGCUUCCGGCUCUUACUACGAGGCCACGCCCGCCUCGGCGUCCCAGGUGACCACGCCCGUCACCUCUCAGACCGUGGCGGUGAGCGCGGGAGGGGCGCCGGUCUCCAUGUUCCUGUCGGGGGCGGGGCAGAUCGUGGCCAGCAGCACCUCGGGCACCAGCGGCGGGGGCACCCCCCCUUCCGUGGCCCCGGCGGGGGGGGGCAGCGGCGGGAGCGGGGGCAGCUACGUCAUCCAGGGUGGGUACAUGCUGGGGGUCAGCAACGCCAACCAGAGCUACUCGCACAACACCCGCGCGUCACCCGCUACUGUGCAGUGGCUGCUGGAGAACUACGAGACGGCGGAGGGCGUGAGCCUGCCGCGCUCCACGCUGUACUGCCACUACCUGCUGCACUGCCAGGAGCAGAAGCUGGAGCCCGUCAACGCCGCGUCCUUCGGCAAGCUGAUCCGCUCCGUGUUCAUGGGCCUGCGGACGCGCCGGCUCGGCACGCGGGGGAACUCCAAGUACCACUACUACGGCCUGAGGAUCAAAGCCAGCUCCUCCCUGCUCAGACUGAUGGAGGACCAGCAGCACCUGGCCAUGAGGCAGCAGCCUUUCUCUCAGAAACAGAGGUUAAAGCCUGUGCAUAAAGUGGAGGGGAUGACCAAUGGGAUGAGCCUGGGGGCGGGGCAGCAGCAGGCGGGGCUCGCGGACAUCAGCGCCCAGGUGCAGCAGUACCAGCAGUUUUUGGACGCCUCUCGCACCCUGCCCGAGUUCCCCGAGAUCGACCUCCAGGACAAAGCACUGCCUGAUGGGAUAGCGAUGGAGCACAUCAAGGGCUUUCAGGUGCUCUACCGGGAACACUGCGAGGCCAUCCUGGACGUGAUGAUCAACCUGCAGUUCACUCUGGUGGAGACGCUGUGGAAGUCCUUCUGGAGGUUCAGCGAGAGCCAAUCGAGCGAGUCCGACUCGCUGGGCGUCCACGACGAGUCGGAGAAGCGGCUGCCCAAGUCGUGCCUGGUGCUGCUGUGCAAGUACGAGCCGGUGCUGUGCUGGAGCAAAGACUGCGACAACACGCUGUACCAGGGCCUGGUGGAGAUCCUCAUCCCCGACGUGCUGCGCCCCAUCCCCAGUGCCUUAACUCAAGCCAUCCGCAACUUCGCCAAGAGCCUGGAGAGCUGGCUCACCAACGCCAUGAUGAACAUUCCCGAGGAGAUGGUCCGCAUCAAGGUGACCUCGGCCAGCGCGUUUGCGCAGACGCUGCGGCGCUACACCUCGCUCAACCACCUGGCCCAGGCGGCGCGCGCCGUCCUGCAGAACACGGCGCAGAUCAGCCAGAUGCUGAGCGACCUGAACCGCGUCGACUUCGCCAACGUGCAGGAGCAGGCCUCGUGGGUGUGCCGCUGUGAGGACCGGGUGGUGCAGCGGUUAGAGCAGGACUUCAAGCUGACGCUGCAGCAGCAGAACUCUCUGGAGCAGUGGGCCGCCUGGCUGGAGGGGGUGGUCUCCCAGGUCCUAAAGCCCUACCAGGCCAGCACCUCCUUCCCCAAAGCUGCCAAGCUCUUCCUGCUCAAGUGGUCCUUCUACAGCUCCAUGGUGAUCAGAGACCUGACCCUGCGCAGCGCCGCGAGCUUUGGCUCCUUCCACCUGAUCCGGCUGCUGUACGAUGAGUACAUGUACUACCUGAUAGAGCACCGCGUGGCGCAGGCCAAGGGGGAGACGCCCAUCGCCGUCAUGGGAGAGGUACUGUCCCCACGGCAACGCCAGGCAUCCCCCUAACUGUCUGAAUAUAGAGCCUGUCUGGAAUCACCUGCCAGUCAGACAGUACUGAAUCACCUGCCAGGCAGACAGUACUGAAUCGCCUGCCAGGCAGACAGUACUGAA
Anguilla rostrata (American eel) is the source of this 2755-nucleotide messenger RNA. It is a transcript of the gene rfx1b, whose product is annotated as regulatory factor X, 1b (influences HLA class II expression). Lineage: Eukaryota; Metazoa; Chordata; Actinopteri; Anguilliformes; Anguillidae. The transcript is spliced from 16 exons. Gene Ontology annotation, molecular function: RNA polymerase II cis-regulatory region sequence-specific DNA binding; DNA-binding transcription factor activity, RNA polymerase II-specific. The record is from RefSeq and is a predicted model, not a curated record. Gene Ontology annotation, cellular component: nucleus. The coding region runs from base 188 to 2650 and encodes 820 amino acids. Gene Ontology annotation, biological process: regulation of transcription by RNA polymerase II.